Messenger RNA from Capsella rubella, 4092 nucleotides. RefSeq lists its product as uncharacterized. Gene Ontology annotation, molecular function: cysteine-type deubiquitinase activity. The coding region runs from base 150 to 3875 and encodes 1241 amino acids. Gene Ontology annotation, biological process: protein deubiquitination. NCBI's taxonomy places the organism in Eukaryota, Viridiplantae, Streptophyta, Magnoliopsida, Brassicales, Brassicaceae. The transcript is spliced from 13 exons. The record is from RefSeq and is a predicted model, not a curated record.
UCGUCCUCUCACUGCAAAAUCUUUCAAAAGUCCAAAUUUUGUUCAUCCCCAAAUAUGAAGACCAUUGCUCUUAACUCAAAUUCGAAGAUUCACUCAAGUUUUGGGUUCUAUUUCGUUAAUUUAUCCGUCAAAAAUCCCAAACGAGUGAAAUGCACAUAACGUGUUCGACAAAAUUCCCCAAUGCUCAAAAUUGGGUUUUCUUUUUCUUAUUUUUUUUACCAAGCUUUGUCACGUGGCUCUCACGUGAUAAGCUGUUAUAUUCGUUGAUGUCCCCGCUUCAACUCUGUUUCUUCUCGCAACACACAUAUCUCUCUGAAACAGAGAGAGAGAGAGAUCAAGAAAACGCAAGAACCUUGAAGAUCGUAGCUAUGAUGAACGCUACUACAUAUCUGAGAGAUGCUGAGAGCGUUGCGCUUCACAAAAAGGCUAAAGAUCUCUUAGCUAAUGGAGAUCACAUCAAGGCUUUGGAGAUAAUCCAAGAUAUGAUUGAGGACCACAAGGAAGACGAGGGCAUAUGGUUUCUUCAUGCGGAAGAAGGUUACAUGUUUAUGAAACUAUCGGAGAUAGCAGUGGACUAUGAAAUGGAUUUCACAAGCGUGUUGGCUUCUGUUGCAUGUUUUUCUGAACAUGAGAAGUUAUUAGGAGCUUUGGCACAUGCAAUCUACACUUUGGCACAGAUUAUGGGGUCAGUGAGGUAUUACAAGAAGUCUGUGAAGAUAGCUAAACAAACUUUAUCUGUUUCUAAGCAAAAGGAAGACUCGGCUUCUUCUUCUGGUGCUCAAAUGAGUUUGCAGUGGAAAAUGAAUCUGGCCAAAACGAAGGAAGACCUGGAGAAUUUAAUCGAAGAUUCUGAGUCCAAGAUCUCUGCUUCCAAGACUGGAAGACUGAAGGGUUUAAUAGGAAAAGAACGUGAGUCAGAAAAUUUGGAGUCAAAGAAUAGUCCAGAGCCGCCUCAGGACAGGUUUAAGGGAUUGAGGUCGUUUUGGUUAGGUUUGGAUGUUAAGGCCAAAAGGGAUUUUAUGAAAGUAAGCAUUGCAAAGCUUAGAAGUUUUGUCGAGGGAGUACAUGACGAAAAAGGACAAGAUACUCUAGAGAAACUUCUCGAUUCUGCCAAGGAAGACAGAAAAUGGACAUUCUGGAUAUGCCGAGAAAGAUGUUCGAAAAAGUUCUCUAGUGCUGAAGAAUGUAAGAAUCAUUUUGAACAAGAACAUGCUGCAGAUUUUGUACCUUCUAAGGAAAUGGAUAUGGUCAAGAGGAUAGGCAAAGACUGGGCUCGUAGGAUCUCGAUUGGAGGUUGGGAACCAGUGGAUACAGUAGCUGCCGUUGAAAUGAUCAAAAAUCGGCUUGCAGAUGUGAAAGCGUUUUCAUAUAAGAAUGGAUGGUCCAAAGAAUGGCCUUUAGCUGUGGAUGAAGAGCGCAGUAAGUUACUAAAGGAAAUCAAAAUUUCCCUUGUGAAGUUUUGUGAUCUAAAAAUUCUCCCUUGUAGUGUUCGAGACUGUGUGAUGCAGUAUCCUUUGAAGUAUCUUGGAAAACUUGAAGUUUCGAAACAGAGUCUUGUCGAUUCUCACCUAGUGGAAACACCUCAGAGUAUAUGUUUUCUGGACUGUCAUGAACUCAGUCAAAUCCUAAACUUUCUAAAACGCAUCAAAUGUGAAAGGGAAGAUGGUAUAGAUAUAGUUUGCAGAACAGUGAACAAUGCCUUGGGUUCUACUCAAGUUACAGAAAAGAUCGACUUUGACCCUGAGUUUUCAUUUCUGCUUCUGGACAGAAGACUGCUGAAUAGCAAUAAUCCUCCAUUCGAUGAUGACGGGACAAUCAAUGUUUUUGAUCCCAGUGUUCACUACGCCAAGGCACAUGCUCAAGGAGAUGAUAUCAUAUCAUGGUUAACUGACUACAAUACAGUAGAGAGGAUCUUUCCCAAACCUAUCAGGGAACAUAAUCUUGAUAUCUGGGUGGCUGUUCUGAGAGCUGUUCAGUUCACAUGUAAGACUUUGGGAACCAAAUAUGCAAAGAAAAUGCAGCUCUUCCAUUAUUAUGUAGCUCUUACUGUUGUUGAAGACUUGUGUAUGAGUGAAGAUGCAAGGAGAAGAAAUCUUCGGGAAUAUCAGUGGAACAGCUAUGCAUCUCUUCUAUGCGAUAGAUGCGAAGAGGGAGUCCCUGGAAAUUCUCUCAAUACAGAACUAUUUGUGUAUGCAGUACGAGAUGUUCUCGAAGGUGCAUUGGAAAUAUUUGAUUUCCCCGAUUUUGAAGAAUGCGUAAAUCUUAUAUGUGAGCGUAAAUGUGUCAGCGAUGAUAUAGUGUUGAAGUCCAUACACUCUCUGAAAUCAGUGGCCAAUAGCAAGGUUAUCCUAAUCGAUUCCAAGAUAUUGCUGGUUGAUAAUUCAAGGAUUAGUUUGCUCAACGACCUCACCAGGCUUUCAGUUUUUGACAACCGCAUUUAUAUCCGUCAACUGCUGCAACCUUUCUUGCUGAAUGAAAUUAUGGAUAUGGAAUCCAAAGCCAAGUUAGAUGCAGCUGGUGCAGCAGAAGCAGAUCUUUUAUUCGAGGAGGAGAAGAAAUCACAGUCAAAGAAGAAGAAAAAUAAAAGCAAAAAGAAUGAAAUUAUGAAUAUGGAAUCCAAAGCCAAGUUAGAUGCAGCAGGUGCAGCAGAAGCAGAGAAGAAAUCACAGUCAAAGAAGAAGAAAAAUAAAAGCAAAAAGAGAACUUCAACGACCAUAUCAAGUCCUCUUAAGACUGGUGAAGAUAAACCUCCUGUCAACCUUGAACCGAAAAGCACGUCUCCAUCAUUAAAAACAGUGGUAGAAGAUUUUGUGGAACCAGAUGAUGCAAGUGAAAGGCGUCAAUCGGAAAUUUCAUCCAACACUAUUAAUCAAGAGGAUGUUAUGCAAAAUCUACUUGGAGAAGAUUCACAGUCGGAACAUUCAGAGUCAGCUCUUGGAGAAGCUGCAAGCAGAUACAGUUCAGCUCUUGACAUGACACUGAAGGCACUCUUGAACAUUAAAAUGCUCAAAGAAGAUUUGAUGCAAAAUAAGCAACCAUUCCAAGACCACCUGGAAGAACACGUUCCUCCUGCACUAAAACAAUUCUUUACUGCUUUUGUGUCAGAGGAAAUAAAUAGUGAGGGAGUCUACAGUUGCCUUUUAAGCGACUUUCUUGUUUCCCUAGAAGAAUUUAUUUCCAUGGUUUCUGUGGAGCAGUCGAGUGACGCUGCUGAGGUUCUUGUAGCCAUCAUUGAGUCUUGGCAGUGCUGGAAGAAUGCUGAAAAAGAAAGCUUAGUAACUCGCCUUUUUACGUUGGAGGAAAAUGAAAGAAUGAGUUGUAGAAAAUGCAGAAAGAAACUGAAUUAUCCAGAGCAAAGUUCUAAUGGCAUUGUUCUGGCUGCAGAUUCUAUCAGAGACUUGAAGUGUGCCCUUGGGGAUGUAGAGUUUGUGGAUAUCUGUAAGGUGAUCCGCAUGGAAUAUAAAAUGUUAUGUGACAUUAAAACAGGAGGCUGUGGAAUAACAAACUUCGUACAUCACAUUAUAAGUAAAUGCCCACCUAUCUUUACAAUUGUGUUGGUAUGGGAGAAGAGUGAAACAGAAACAGAAAUUUCUGAAACAACAAAGGCUUUGGAUUGGGAGAUAGAUUUUAGCAGGAUGUACGAAGGAUUAGAACCAAACACUAACUACCGGCUUGUGUCAUUGGUUGGUUGUGGUGAAGAAGAAGAACACAUUUGCUUAGCUUAUGUAAAGAACCGUUGGGUCAAUCUCAGACGCGAUGCUUUAAAGGCAGAGAGUGUUGGUAGCUGGAAGAGUGUGGUCAGAUUCUGUGGAGAGAGAAAGGUUCGACCAGAGAUUUUGUUUUAUGAAGCUGCCACCAAAUCGAUGGCCUAUUAACAACAAUUGACUGAAUUGUAUCAAAAUGGAGAAACCCACCCAACCAACAUUGAUGUAUAAAACAUCAACAUGUUCUAAUUCAAGUGAAGGUGUGCUCUCUGUUCUAUAAUAUGUUUUGUCUUGGAAACUACAUUUUGUUCUUUUACUCAUUUGUAACGCCAAAAAAUUGGACAAUCACAUUGUUGUUAUCUGUUAUGUGUUUUUUCGUCUCAGCCAA